AUGUCAGACCAACUUGGGACUGAGGCCGCUCAUAUUCUGCAAAGCUCUUCAGAGUUCCUUGAGUUGGUCCAAAAGCUCGAGUUGGCUGCACUAGACUGCAAGGGACCGGAGCAUCCGCCUCCAAUCGGUACGGCCGUCUAUUUGCAAGUCUGUGCUAUGUCUAUACGAUUGAUCGAGAUGCACUACUGGCUCUACUCAUCGAUUUACCACUGCCUGCAAAGAAGAGAUGCCAACUUCACGGCGCAGGACGGUGUGAUGAGCGACGCUGAGAACGGGCUAUUCAUUUCCAUCGCGGGAGUGGAGCUGAUACCGUCACCCAACCUGAGGCUCCAGAUGCUUCUCCAAACAGCAGUACAUUACCUCAACCGUGUUCAAAAGGCUCGAGGAGGGUUAGAAGCGAUUGCGGCAGAUGCCGCAACUGAUGGACUAGGGUCGCCAUCUCUGGCCUCAGGUUUGGAUAAGUUGGUCAGCAUUGAUGAGAGAAGGACUAUGGUGAAAAUUCAAGCGGUACUAGACAAACUCAAGGAUAUAAGUGCAUUUUCUUUAGAUGCAUUAUCAUAG
Molecule: messenger RNA, 561 nt
Organism: Colletotrichum paranaense
Lineage: Eukaryota; Fungi; Ascomycota; Sordariomycetes; Glomerellales; Glomerellaceae
Exons: 1
Coding region: 1-561 (186 amino acids)
Source: RefSeq, a predicted model, not a curated record